AUGCCUAAAUUAAAAGACAAAAGGAAAGAAAACUACAGUGUCGCCUCUGAGAUUGACCGGUUGGAGGUGCGGCGAGCCCAGUGCCAAGAGAAUCUGGAGCAGGCGGAGUUCAAGCACCGGCGAGAUGAGCUGUCUGAGGAGCAGAGGCAGGACCUGGAGCUGGAGAUGUCUUUUAUGAAUGAGCGAGUGCACAAACUUGACCAGGAGCUGCAGGUUCUGAGGGGGGAGAACCGGAGGAACAUGGUGCUGUCGGUCGCCCUGCUGGCUGUGAGCGCUCUCUUCUAUUACGUCUUCAUCUACAGCGAGGACCAGUCAUGA
This is a messenger RNA of Knipowitschia caucasica, 318 nucleotides long. Lineage: Eukaryota; Metazoa; Chordata; Actinopteri; Gobiiformes; Gobiidae. The record is from the annotation of a GenBank genome assembly.